Molecule: messenger RNA, 3508 nt
Organism: Ceratina calcarata
Lineage: Eukaryota; Metazoa; Arthropoda; Insecta; Hymenoptera; Apidae
Product: putative pyridoxal-dependent decarboxylase domain-containing protein 2
Exons: 10
Coding region: 45-2444 (799 amino acids)
Biological process (GO): carboxylic acid metabolic process
Cellular component (GO): intracellular membrane-bounded organelle
Molecular function (GO): pyridoxal phosphate binding; carbon-carbon lyase activity
Source: RefSeq, a predicted model, not a curated record
CGACGCUACUGCGCCACGACGACUAUUGCCAGACUAUUGCCACGAUGGCCGAGGAGGCUGACAUAAACGAUAAAGCGACGAUGGAAAGUAUAGCGCAAAACAUACUCGAGAUCAGUGCCGGAGGAGGCGGGUCUGCGUCGAACGAGGUGGCCGCGUUGGAGUUCCAAGCCUCGCAGGUGAUAUCGAGGCUCGAGGAAGCCGUGGAGAGAGCGGCUGACGGUGGCGGUACCACCUGGAACAAUCCGUCCGGGUUCCUGUCGCAGUCGAAAACCCCCGAUGAGAUACUAGCUCUAAUCCAGGACUUGGUGAUUCACGAAGACGCUCCGCAACCAGUCGAAGACGGUUCGACGGAGACCGCGACUAGUCAAGUGACUACUUUGCCAACGUUAACGGAGCCAGCAAAAUUAGCAUUGAUCGCUUAUACCGUUUCCGCUUUUGCGCUCGCCCUUCCGAAAUCGCACGCUCAAAGAUUAGCCGGUCGAUUGGCGGCGGAUACGACGCGAUGGCUAAGUCAUAUUUUUCGUUUCGUCGAUUGCGCAUCAUCCUUUCACGAGGACCAUUUAGAAGGUUUGGUCAGAGUGACCAGGUUGGCCCUGCACAGGAAAUAUCCGCGAUAUAUGGAAGACGGAUUCACCGCGCUGGCGGCUUCUCCGCCUUUAAUUUACAGCUCUGCUGCCGCACCUUUAGGCGUUGUCCAGCAUUUAUGCAGACAGCUAUCUUUGCCGCUGCACUGCGUACGACCCAUCCCCCAUAAUACAAUGUUCGGAUCGCGGUAUAGCAUGGAUGUGUCGGCUUUAGAACGGAGACUGGCGGAAGACACGCAAUCUAAUAACGUGACGCCGCUUCUGGUACUGGCAGAAGCGGGGUCUGUGUUAACGGGACAUUGUGAUAACAUCGCCAGGCUACGCGCAAUUUGCGACAAAUACAACGUCUGGCUCCACCUUAGAGGCCAUUCCCUAGCCGCGUUGGCUUUGAACAACUCGGCGAAGGAUUUGCCUUCGAAAGUCGCGGACAGCGUUACGUUACCUCUUGGAAUAUGGCUCGGUAUACCAUCUUUACCAGUAGUCACAUUGUACAGAUUAACAGACACGAAGGGCGGCCGGCCAACUCCGAGAGACACGACCUUGUCUUUGGUAUCAGGUUUAAUGACGGACUCGUUAUCGAGACGUUUGCCGACUUUGCCGUUGUGGGCCACAUUGCAAGCGUUAGGUAGAGACGGUGUACAUAACAGAUUGAAAAGGUGCUUCUUGUCCGUAGAAGAAUUGUACAAUAAAAUCAAGAAGUUCUCUUGCAUAAGGAUAUUGAGUCAACCACCCGGAGGUGAGACAGGAUCCUAUACGAUAAACGAACUCUUAACGAACCCAGUGAACAAUCCGCAGCUGUUCGAAGCUGUGGCUAGCGCUCUAGUGUUCCAGUUCGUGCCUGCCGAUAGAGACCCUCAAGCAACGGAACGCGUACCUCCUUACUACGAUAAACUAAACUCCUGGCUAGGGCAAAUUCUUCAAAGGGACAUCGAAAACGUUCAGAUAGAAUUAUGCGAAAUAGAACACCACGGUAUCGCUAUUCGUAUCUGUCCACUGGAAAACCCGGAACCCCCUCCGUCGACUGAGGAUAUAGAUAAUGUGGUCGCCUGCCUCGAACAGCAGAUAGAAAUACUACAAGCAACGGUUGAGCACAAGGUGACGUUCAUAAAAUUAGUCUCCGAGAACGAUUCUUUGCAUUUAGUGGAAAUGCCUGGUUGGGCAGGCUUGGGCGGAGUGCGAUACGCUCCCCCUACCUGGAUCCACGUUAUGACCGAUCAGGCGAAAGAAGAAUUAAACAGACUGAACACGCAAUUGGUCGAAGCUCUGAGAAAUACGGAUGCGGCGUUUUCUUUGGGCGAAGGAGCCGACGGCUUGGCCUGCGUUCGAUUCGGAAUGGUCACGCAAGAUACAGACGUGGCCGAGUUACUGUCCUUAGUUUUACAAGUUGGUCAAGAGGUGGAGGCCAGCUCUAAACUAUUGGACACUAUAUCUGAAGUAGUGAAACGAGGGAUCGAAGCCGCGCAGACGGAUUUGGAGAGGGAGAAUGCCGAGAAGUUGUGGCAGGAAGGUAUUCUUAGACACGUGCCUGUCGUUGGAAGUUUCGUCAAUUGGUGGAGUCCUCCGUCGAAAGAAACCGGCGUUCGCGGACGUAGUUUAAAUUUACAAGCCGGUGUCGUCGAGAGCACGGAGAAUAUUUACAAGUAUCACAUGCAAUUGCAACCCAAUUCCACCGUGAUCAACGGAUCUGGUGCUCGAACUCCGCCACAGCCCCUUGUACAAACCCCGGUCGGCGCAAGUAGUCAGAGUCACAGUCGUUCGUCGAGUCAUUCCAGUCUGCAAAGCGGCAAAAGUAUUUCCGUGAUCACGAACGCCGUUUCCCACCCACAAGUGAAGGAGGAAUCCGGCGAGGUGAAGUCGUAGUGAACAUUAAACAACGCCGUUGGUCGAGAUACAAGAUUCUUCAAGUCAACGAUGGACUUGACAGAGGGACGAAGCUCCGUGUGAAACGAUCACGUGUCUACGGUAAAUGCUAUCCUUUACAUUCGCCGAGCACAGCAAAGAAUUAGCAUCCCUAAAGCGUACGUCGAAGAGCUUGAUAAUUCAACGAAUGAUAAAGGCACGCCAGCCUUUUCGGUCGGUCUUUCUGUACUCUAUUAUUUCCUCCCGGUUACCCGUUUUCUUUCACCGAACGAUCUGAUAUCGGAAAUACUUGCCGGAUCUAUCGCGCAUGGCUUGUGUACUUAUUAGACUGAUAACGAGUAAGGACGAGUCGCAUCAACGAUAAGUUCCUUUGGUAACGAGUAUUAACAAAGUAUUUCCUUAAUAGCACAAUGAAACGGAUCGCUUUACGACAUCUAAAACAUAUUUUCGUUCAGCUUUUAGUUAGUCGGACGGACACGAACUAUGCCGUAAUUAUAAUGACCUAGACAUGAUAGAUACGAUUAAGUUUCAAGCGACAGUGUUUUACGACUUUAUGUGCACAUACGUUCUGAAUAAAUUUUUCAACCAGACUUACGUUAUACUUACUCAGUGUUUACUUUCCAAAAUACGCUACUACAUCCAUCGCGAUCAACUGUAUCUUUUUCUCAUAAAGCACAACGUAUAUAUUAAGGACCCGUACGAUUGCUUAAAGAACGAUUAUCGUUAGGCACGCGUUGUAAACUCUGUUAAAGAGUAUAAGCUUUCUUUCUAAAGAUCCAACUGAACGCGUAAAAAAUAUAAAUAACAUUUCGACGUUUAAACGACAACCAAAGAGAUUUAUAGAUUUACAUUCGUGCGAUUCUCGAACUAUUACUGUGUAAUAUUUCCGACGGGAUAGGAACUCUGUUUAAAACGAAUACAUAAAAAAAUGUUUACAGUACUAUAGCCUUCAGUGAAUUGUUAAUAAAUACAUUGAAUGAAAAAAAAGAAUUCAACUGUAUGUAUAUUUAUGUACCAAAUUGUUGUAAUAAAGUACUGCAAUCGAAUAAAAGAGUCGAGAAUAA